Molecule: messenger RNA, 3580 nt
Organism: Gryllus bimaculatus (two-spotted cricket)
Lineage: Eukaryota; Metazoa; Arthropoda; Insecta; Orthoptera; Gryllidae
Source: the annotation of a GenBank genome assembly
CUCGUAAAGUAAAUAAUGCAUUUUUUAUUUAAUUGUAAUAAAAUUGUCACAUUGUUUUAUUGUAUUAAAUUCUCUAUAUAAGUUGUUACCAUGAUAGGAUAUACUAAUUUGUUUACAGAACCCUUAAAUACUUAGAAAAUCAAAAAUAUAAAAGGACCGGUACAUUCAAAAAUACCGGACAGUAUAUUGAAUGAACCUAAUUUGUCGGGCAUGUCUGACGUAAUACUUCCAGCACGGUGUUGUCUUCAUCGCCACCCGUUUGAGCGCAGCACUAGGCAGAAUGAGCAGCUCCGAAUGUUCUGUUUGACUGAGAAAGUUAAGAUACCUGCGAGACAGGCGGAGAACGGAGCAGGACCGGAGACAGGCGGUCAGGCGUUAGCGGGUGUUUUACCGGGUUAUGAUCUGUGGGUUCUCUAUGCCGUCUAUGUUAUACGAAUUUACUGUCUUUAGGACAUUGUCCUAGACAGAUAUAAUUUAUGGAUAUUUCCUGAAGGGUUGUCAACAUUUAUUUUAUCAGAAUGGAUGGUACUAGUGAUGAGAGUAAUUCAAGAACACCUAAAAAGGCGAAUGAAGCAGUAGAAGAACCAGAAAAUUUUUCUAAUCUAGCAGAUGCUUUAGGAGGCUUAAAAAAGUCAAAAUUUUAUGAAAAAGUUACUUUUCCUGAUUCAUCAAAACCAGGAUCAUCAAAACUUUUAAGAAGUGGUUCUGCCAAGUUCAAUCCAGUACUUGUGAGCCCAAAGCAGAGAGGAAAUCCCUUGUUGAAACACAUUAGCAAUGUACCUUGGGAGUUUGAAGAAAUUAGUCCAGAUUAUGUAAUGGGAAGGACAACUUGUGCUCUUUUCUUGAGUCUGCGGUAUCAUAACCUGAACCCAGAUUACAUUCAUGAACGACUUAAACUUCUGGGACAAGAAUAUGAAUUAAGAGUGUUAUUGAUUCAAGUUGAUACAAGUGAUCCGCAUCAUCCGUUGAAGUAUUUAACAAGAGUUAGCCUACUAGCUAAUCUUACGUUAAUGCUGGCCUGGAGUCCUCAGGAAGCUGGGCAGAUUAUAGAAACCUAUAAAAUCUAUGAGCAUAAGCCUCCGGAUAUGAUAAUGGAAAAGACAGAAGCUAGCUCUUACCAAAAGGUGCAUUAAUUAAUAAUUUUAUUUUACUUUAUAAUACUUAUAACGAUGCCGGUCAAGAUGGCUGAGAUUGUUAGGGCAGUAGUGCUGUAACGGUCUCGACCAGAAGACCAUGGGUUCAAGACCCACCUCGGGCAUGGAUGCAUUUGUGUACGUCUUAUUUCUUGUACUGUCCUUUCAUCCCUCAUCAUAAUCAUCAUCAUCUCUUCGGCCUACCCCCCAGAGCUAACAACCUUGGGGGACAAAAAUCAGGAUUCCGCUAAAUUGCAGAACCCUCCACCCCCCAGAUAAUGGUACCUGCACCUGUUGUAUCAAGAUGCACGUGUGGUCCAAGUUUACCUAUAUGCGAAAAGAAAAAAACUUUUAAUGAUAUUGUACUUAAUUCAAAAUGUGACUGUCUAUUCUUCACCUAUGAUACUUUUAUUAAAUUGUUUUUUGUGUGAUGUCCCUCCUACAUGAAUGCUGUUGAGAAGCGUAAUUCACUUAAGAGAGGCUUCACGUUGAAGAAGCUGAGCACCUGGAAGGGGUUAGAAUGGAAGAAGUAAUUACAACCACGUGGUAUUGUGAUUUUAAAUGUGUAAUCUCACCACGUAAUACUUUACAGAAAAGGUAAGGAGAUGAGAGAAAGACAUGGAGAAGGAGGGGAGAGAUAUGUUGAAAUGCAUCUGUGAUGGCGUCAACUGUUUAUCAUGGCCUCCAAUUGUCUGGCCAGCAUGGUGUCAGCUUCAUGUCCAUUCAUAGUGGCUGUGGUGGUGAUUGGAAAUGUUAUGUGGUGGCAGUUAAAGCUGAGACUGUCCCGUUCUUCAACUUAGCUUCUUGGGCCUCUGGAAAGGCUCUCGCCUGAACUACCCACUCAGCAGCUUUGGCAGCCAUUUAUAUACGCUCAUGGUAAUGGUCGAAAUCUUUCUGGAAGCUUCCUGGGCAUUAUUAACAUACUUUCCCUUCUGUUAUGAGAUGAGUUUUCUUGUUUGUUAAGACUCAAAGCCACAUGGCGAUGAAAUAUUUUAUGAUAAGUCAUUGAAUAUUGCCAUUUUAAUGAUGGCUCAUCACAACGGAUAAUUGAAUUAACCAGCAGUUGUAUCAAGCGAUGGACAAAGUAGUUUACAAACAUGAGAUUGAUGCUUCCUUAUAGCAUUUAGAGUUUAAAGACAUGUGAGUCAUUGAAUUACUUAUACUUUAUUUACAACUAAACUUAUAUAUUAGUAAACACUGCUUCAAAAAUUAAUAUUUAAUUUCUUUAUGUAUUUUUUUAGUUUCUUUUAACAAAAUUAAUUCUAAUUGCCUAUAAAAUUGAUUAUUAAGCUGCCGAGCUUUGCCUUUAUCCAUGUUCCUUUAACAAUAUUUUAACUACUACGUAUCCAUUUUACGAUGUUAUUUGCAAAAUCUAUGGUGCCUAUAAAUGCCUAUUUUUUAUCUGCGCUAAAUAAUAUUCUUGUAUAAAUACCAAAAGACAUUGGUUGUCACUUAAUUAAAUUUGAAUUACCCUAACCAGUUUUAACCAGCAAAGUGUAAACCAGUUGAAUAAGUAUCAAUAAUCCUGUGUAUGCAGAAUGUAAGGAAAUUGUUUCAUGUGGCAACAGUACGAUCCCGGCAUUGUGUGUACAGAUUGCUAUCAAAGGGCAGACCUGCCACGUCCCAAAAGCCAUGUGACAUCAGUGGGGGGUAGUAGCACUGUUUGUAUAAGUUAAUCAUGUUCAGGAGCAACAUUUAGUGAGUUAAGAUUUCUGUGAAUCGUAUGUGAGUAUGGGCAUAUUUAAUAUCACUUUUAUAUUUAUAUAAGAUUGAAGGAGUUUUGCCAACUUUAAGAAUAUUCUUUCAGACCUUGGACUGCAAAUAUCAGAUAGUUUACUUUGAGAAUUUGCAGCAAUAUUCAUUGUUUUGUUGUCAUACUCAUACAUAAAUCAUAGUAUUCUUUGUUCCCUGAUGUGCCACCUCUAAUUGUACCAUAAACUGGGGUAAAAUUGAACCAUUAUUUGCAUUUUUCAAGUAUAUAGCUUAUAACAAUGGGUACAAAUGCUUUCAGAUAUCUUAUAUAGAAUGUUUAACUUUUCAUUUAUCUGUUCCCAAAUUUAUGUCUCUCAUAAAGUAGGUUCACUACAAUUUUGCUAAUUAAGUAUGAUUGGAAUUACCCCACAUGUUGAGUAAAACAGAGCAUCUAUUUAAUUUCUGUACUUUAGCUUUUUAUGCUGUUCAAUGCUUAAAACUGAUUAGAAUUUUAGUUUUUGUAUAUAAUUUUCAUUCAUACAGUAAAGUUGGCUAAGCUUUAAAUUCAUCAUUCAACACUAAUAUCUUGUAAACAUCUAAAAAUAUGUCUUUCUUCCCUGAUACGUCCCUUUACUUUCAUAACAUCUUUCUUUCUAACUUUGAGUAUUUGAAAUUUAUGGAAAUGAAAAAUAGUGAUCUUUUGAAUUAAAAUUCUUUCUCAUGAAAUUAAAAAUGUUUUUGUAAUUAUAUAAACA